Messenger RNA from Telopea speciosissima, 693 nucleotides. RefSeq lists its product as uncharacterized. Bases 1 to 693 code for a protein of 230 amino acids. The transcript has a single exon. The record is from RefSeq and is a predicted model, not a curated record. Gene Ontology annotation, molecular function: nucleic acid binding; zinc ion binding. NCBI's taxonomy places the organism in Eukaryota, Viridiplantae, Streptophyta, Magnoliopsida, Proteales, Proteaceae.
AUGGAGAAGACCUUCACCAUGGUUGGAUGCAAGGAGGAGUGUAAGAUCCGGUGUGCUGCCUAUAUGUUGAAAGGUGAGGUGGACGACUGGUGGAGGUCUACGAAGCCUAACUUGCUAGUGGCUCACCCUAAUCUCACGUGGGAACAGUUCAAGGAUGCAUUUUUUGAGAAUUACUUUUCGGAGAGCUUUCGAGAGAGAAAGGCAACAGAGUUCACCAAAGUUUCACAAGGGGCCAAGUCAGUUCUCGAAUACCAACAAAACUUCAAGGAGUUGUUUCACUUUGCACCCCCUCACCUGAAGACAGAUAUUGAGAAGGGAAAGAGGUUCGAGAAGGCCCUAAGGCUGGGUAUUAGCUCGAUUCUGUCAUCCCAUGGGCCCCAGAACUAUGCCAAGAUGGGUCAAAUAGCCAAGACUAUUGAAGACAGGCAAAGGGGUUUAUACUAUGCUCAGUCUGGACAGACUAAGAGAGUGGCUACAACAUCAUUUAGCCACGAACCAAGCAAGUUUCCACGGUCACAGUAUGCGGGUUAUAACCCCACCCCCUUCAGGCGUACGGAAGCAACACAACCCGCACAACCUGCUCAGUCGGCAGCUUCAUCCUUACCUACUAGUGGUCCGGUGUGGUGCUACAACUGUAACAGGCAUGGACACAUCUCUAGGGUUUGCCCUCAACCCAGGCCUGGGGCACCAUGA